This is a messenger RNA of Zymoseptoria tritici IPO323, 1422 nucleotides long. RefSeq lists its product as uncharacterized. Gene Ontology annotation, biological process: protein phosphorylation. Bases 1 to 1422 code for a protein of 473 amino acids. The record is from RefSeq and is a predicted model, not a curated record. Gene Ontology annotation, molecular function: ATP binding; protein kinase activity. NCBI's taxonomy places the organism in Eukaryota, Fungi, Ascomycota, Dothideomycetes, Mycosphaerellales, Mycosphaerellaceae. The transcript is spliced from 2 exons.
AUGAUACGGUCGAGCUUCAGGCGAGUGCCUUUCGCAUGCUCCCUCCGGAAUCUAGCCAGUGCAGGACUUCCUUGCGUCUCUUCAAUCCGACGCCAUUCCGGCAGCAAAGCCAGUCCUCGGGCGCAUUUCUCGACACCGACACUCGACUCUCCAGGCAAGUAUCAUUGGAUUGAUGGCGUGGAGCGCCUGGAUUUGUACGAGCCUGGUGGCUAUCACCCGGUCAUGAUCGAUGACUUUUUACAUGAUCGCUAUCGAAUCGUGGACAAAUUGGGCCACGGUGGCUAUUCCACCGUCUGGCUUGCUCGAGACGAAACAGCCAAGCGAUAUGUCGCCGUUAAGAUUGGUAUCUCGAGCCCGUCACCAUCACGGCGAGAACCCGACAUUCUUCAGGCCCUACAUGCCUCAAUUUCAAGCUCGAUCGAUGCAAGUCAACGCACGGCGCUACCCAGCAUCUCGGAUGCGUUCGACAUCCAUGGACCGAACGGCACACAUACAUGCUACACAUUGACUCCCGCUCAAGGCAAUCUGAAAGCGGCAUCGUUCAGUCGGCUCUUUCCCAUUCAAGUCGCUCGCGCUUUGGCUGCGAAACUCGCUACUACAAUCGCAUUCGUUCAUGCACGAGGCUUUGUUCAUGGAGUUCUAGAUCUCCACCUUCGAAAUGUGCUGGUGGGUCUUCCAUCGAUGUUCGACGACCUCUCCAUCGCAGAAUUCAGAGAGAAAUUUGGACAGCCAGACAUGGUUCCUAUCACUCGGAUCGAUGAGAAGCCCCUCACCCCCAACAUCCCAACACAAGCCGUAGUGCCUCUUUACCUGGGAAAGAAAGCUCAAGAUUUCACCUUGCACGACGCCUACGGCUUGAUUCUCAGCGACUUUGGCGAAGCGUUCUCUCCAGCGACGGAGCAGCGCCUCGGCAUGGAAGCCAACAUUCCUCUGGCUAAUAGAGCACCCGAGGCUCUUUUUGAGCCAAACGAACCGUUGUCGUAUCCAUUCGACAUCUGGAGUCUUGGACUCGCCAUUUGGGACAUACUAGGCAUGAAAUCCAUCUUUAGCGAGGCUGAGACGCAUGACGAGAUUGUGGCUCAACAGAUUGAUGUCCUGGGGUCUGGACAUUUCCCUGAUAGCUGGAGGAUGCAAUGGGAACGGCAAGGCGAGGACGAGGAGUGCACCAACAUUGCGAUACCUCGACGGCCGACCGGCGAUCGAGAAACGUGGCCAAGUCUGGAGCACGCAUUCGAAGAAUUUGUGCAAAAGUACAGAAGGAAACGGGAGGCCGCUGGGAGUUUUGGAGAGGAUGAGACCCGGGCCAUUCUCGAUCUGAUUCGCGGCAUGCUGCGGUUUCGACCCGAGGAACGACUGACGAUAGAGGAUGUGCUCAGGUCUGAGUGGAUGCUGAACUGGGCAUUGCCUGAGCUAGAGCAAUGA